AUGGACCCGCGCAACCACCCCGAGCAGGUCUCUCUGUCCCCCGUCAACCACACUGUAGACGGCCGCAUAGGCGGCAGUACCCGUCUCCCCGACGAUGCCUUACAUACCAAUGGCGAGCAGACCACUGUAGCCUUUGUAAAAGGCGGGAAGCGCAAGCGACUCAGCAAGGAAAUUCCGGCGCGCGAUCAGAUAUCACGUUCGGGCGAGCCAUCACCUCCGCAUCCCCCGCUCUCAACAGAUGAAGAGUAUAUUGCGGCGCCCAAGCGCAAUCGCUCAAAUCCUACCGCCGGCACGGCUUCACAGCUUUCCCCGAUCCUCCACAAAGUUCAACAGCCACAAUCUAAGUUGUUAGACCGCGAUACCACCCAUGAACUUGUGAACCUGUUUUUUGCGCACUGUAAUCCCCACCGCAUGAUAUUCCAUAAACCGUCAUUUUCCGCCGAGCUCAGCCACAAUCGGCUACCUGAAUAUCUUGUCCUGGUGGUCUGUGCAGUAGCCGCGCCGCUGUCCAAAUCAGUGUCGUCCACAGCAUCGAUUGCGCGCCUUGCGGGCGUGCCGUUUUACGAGGAGGCCGUCUCGAUAAUGUUCGACAAUGCGGGCCGCCUACUAAGCGAGCCUUGCCUUGCUACCGCGCAGGCGCUUUGUCUCAUGGAGAUGCACGAAGUCGCCGCGAGCCACUCAUGGACGAAGCAUUACAAGUACUUUGAUCUGGCCCUCCGCGUUCUCGAGGAGAGCCUCGAGGUGCACGUGCCGGACGACAAGGCGCGCCGCCCCGCAUCGCCGACGCCGCCGGAUUCGCUUGACAUGUAUAUCGAGCGCGAAUGCUCGCGGCGGUGCUUCUGGCUCAUCCAGCUGAUGGGCUGGAUCAACGCGAUCUACACGUACCGCCCGCUGCGUCCGCGGUGUGUCGAGAUGAUGGCCACCGUGCGCCUGCCCAUCGACGAGACGACGUUCGAUCUGGCCGUGCACUGGCACUCAGCAACGUCCGAGUUUAUUCAUGCUCCCGCGCCGCGUACACGCUACGCAUCGCAGUUUGGCCACGUCUUACGGAUACUGUCCCUUUAUUCGACAGUGCAGGCGGUAGUGGCCAUGGAUGAGAGCACAGUCCGCGAGGCGGCGUUGAGGGAUUGCCGCAAAGAUCUCGAGGAAUGGGACGCAUCGCUAUCGGGCCACUUGCGCUUCUCAGAGGAUAAUCUGGAAAAGCAAGUGUCAAUGUUCGACACUAGCUCCAAUACGGGAGCGUGGUGCUUCUGCUUCAUGCACGCACUCUACCCAUGUUCUUGUUUGGCACUCGCGGAGGGCGAAGGCCGAUUAGCCGAACCCGUUCCAUGGGUGCGCAAGCAGCUGGGGAUGAUCUUCGAUGCCACCGGUACUCGGGCUAAAAAUACCAUACUCUCGGCAUGCGUGCUAUGGUCCUACAGCAAGUACCAUCCGGACGAUCCACAGCUGCACAUCUGGGACCAUGAUUUCGAGAAGACGUGGGGAUUCAGCGUCACCGUUGUCGCACACCAAUGGCGCGAAGUACAGGCGAAGGAGCGGGCGGCGAACUCGCCGAAAAAUAGCCCGCCACAGCGCGAGCAGGCAACAGAACCAGCCGCCAAUUCCGCGAGCGUGGUAAACGCGGCGGAGAGACACCCCGUGGAUCUGGGCGAGCAACCUCACGGAGAUGCGGCGGUGGUCCAGCGAUACGACUUUAUACCCCAGGGGCAGUAUCAGCGGACGGUGGAUACCACUGCAGCUGAGCAGAUCGUUCAAGCUCCGCUAUUGAGACCUCAUCGUGACCCUGCGCCGAAUCUGCCCUCGCUGAAGGCGAGUGGUCUGCUCGAUGCGAGACCACCCUCUGAGGCCUUCGCGAACGGACUGACGAUAUCGUCGCAAUCGCCAUUGCACAGGGACGACGAUCGAAGAUCCAUGGCGACGCUGCUCAACUCGCCUGUGCAGCUGAGGGGAAACAUGGCAUCAGCUCCCUGGGCGUGA
Molecule: messenger RNA, 1977 nt
Organism: Postia placenta MAD-698-R-SB12
Lineage: Eukaryota; Fungi; Basidiomycota; Agaricomycetes; Polyporales; Adustoporiaceae
Exons: 10
Coding region: 1-1977 (658 amino acids)
Biological process (GO): DNA-templated transcription
Cellular component (GO): nucleus
Molecular function (GO): DNA binding; zinc ion binding
Source: RefSeq, a predicted model, not a curated record